Molecule: messenger RNA, 1414 nt
Organism: Colias croceus (clouded yellow)
Lineage: Eukaryota; Metazoa; Arthropoda; Insecta; Lepidoptera; Pieridae
Gene: Pisd
Product: phosphatidylserine decarboxylase proenzyme, mitochondrial
Exons: 1
Coding region: 98-1240 (380 amino acids)
Biological process (GO): phosphatidylethanolamine biosynthetic process
Cellular component (GO): mitochondrion
Molecular function (GO): phosphatidylserine decarboxylase activity
Source: RefSeq, a predicted model, not a curated record
UUAUCGGACGGUGGUUUUAGUACGCAAAACUAUUUGUUACUAAUUAAAUAAACAUAAUUUAUUUUUAAACCGCUACGGAAGGUUGCCCGAGUGCGAGAUGUUCCCGCCGACGCGCAUUCGGAGCUGCCUUCCAGUCAUAAACCCUAUGUUCAAACGAUUGAAGCCGCACAGGCCGUUCAGGCAAACAUCGAACAUCCACAACCAGACAAAGGCGAUUAAUAACACGGCUCAGCUCCAGAAGUCUAAAUGGACAAGUUUUCGAGCGAUAUUCACACGAUGGGUGCCUCUCGGGAGCGUUAUUUACGUGGGAUGGUGCUAUAUACGCGCGAGUAUAGACUACGAAGUGUCGAAAGUCGAAAUAAAAUUUUACGAAAUGUUUCCUUUCCGAGUGACUAGUCGACUGUGGGGCCGUUUGGCGGCCUGCGAACUUCCAGUAUCGCUACGGAGCAUCGUUUAUGGUACCUAUGCCCGUAUGUUCAACGUAAAUUUAAAUGAAGCUGCAGUGUCAGAUCUUACAUAUUACAAGAGUCUAUCUGCUUUUUUUACGCGACCACUGCGAGAUGGAGCAAGAUACAUAUCUCCAGCGCCUUGCGUAUCCCCCUGCGACGGAGUAGUGUUAAACUGUGGUCCCGCAAAGACGGACAGAAUAGAGCAAGUUAAAGGUGUCACAUACAGCCUUGAAGAAUUUCUAGGCGAGAAUACAUGGUCCGCGAACAAAAGCAACAACUAUUAUGAAUCAUUGUUAAAGGAUAAAAAGAAUAUACUCCACCAGUGCAUCAUAUACCUCGCGCCUGGCGAUUAUCACAGAUUCCACGCGCCCUGCGACUGGACGUCGAACUUCCGACGUCAUUUUUCCGGGAAAUUAUUAUCUGUUAACCCUUGGAUGGCUAAAUUGAUACCAGGCCUGUUUACAAUGAACGAAAGAGCGGUAUACGUUGGAGAAUGGAAACACGGCUUCUUCAGCAUGACAGCAGUCGGAGCUACAAACGUAGGCUCGAUAGAAAUAUACAAAGAUCCAGAUUUAAGAACAAACACUAAAGGAAAACGGAACAGAGUUGACGAAGCAGUAAUAGAAAAGAUGUCGUUCAAAAAAGGCGAGCUGUUCGGCCAAUUCAACAUGGGCAGUACAGUGAUACUGCUCUUUGAAGCUCCCGCGGAUUUUACGUUUGAUUUAAAGAGCGGGGACAAGGUCCUCGUGGGUCAGGCGCUGACAGAAAUGACACAGGAACAGUCUAGAUGACCAGUUUACAAUGACAUAGUGUAUUUCGCCCAAGUGGCUCUCAUGAUGUGUAUUAUGUCCCUGUUGCUAUAAGCAGCUUUUUAUGUGUAUGAGAAAGUGUCAGUGUUGCGAUAAAUGUAUACAUGCAUGGAACACGCUUGUAAUAUCUAUGUAUUGUGUACAAUGUCCCUGAUU